Messenger RNA from Paramecium pentaurelia, 639 nucleotides. The record is from the annotation of a GenBank genome assembly. Lineage: Eukaryota; Ciliophora; Oligohymenophorea; Peniculida; Parameciidae.
AUGCCAAAGUAUAAGAAUUUUAAGACAAUAAAGAAAUUAGGAGUUGUUAAGUAUAGUGAAGUGUUUUUGACAUUAUAAAUUCAAACAGGAUUUUUGGUUGCACUGAAAGUGAUAUAGAAAGCAUUAAUAAUAAAGGAGAUGAUGUAAAGUUAAUUGGGUUGGGAAAUAAAAUUUAAUAUCUUUUGAUCAUCCAAACAUAACAAGAUUGUAUACCUUCUUUCAGACUUGUAAGAUUAAUAAAAUACAUACCUAGAAAGUGAAAUUGUUUUAGUAUUAGAAUAUUGUUCUCAUGGAUAAUUGAAUACUGUUUAAUAGACUAAACAGAACAAAAGAUUCACUGAAAAGGAGGCAGCCCAAUUGGUUUAAUAAAUUACAUUUGCAUUGAUGUAUAUUCAUAAUCUAGAUCUGAUUCAUAUAGACAUUAAACCAGAUAAUAUCUUGUUGAAUUUUGGAUAGGUCAAAUUAGCCGACUUCUCAUUUUAUGUCUAUUCUCCAGAUGAAUACAAACAAACUUAAUGUGGAACAUUGAUAUAUGCAUCACCUGAAAUUUUAGAAGAUGACAUGUAUGAUAAGAAAAUAGACAUAUGGGGAUUNAAUAACAAUUUAUAUUAAACUGUUAUAAAAUAAAUAUUUUAAUGA